AUGACAGAUGACAAAGAUGUACUUCGAGAUGUAUGGUUUGGACGAAUACCAACCUGUUUCACUCUGUAUCAGGAUGAAAUAACUGAAAGGGAAGCUGAACCUUACUAUUUGCUUUUGCCAAGGAUAAGCUACUUGACACUGGUAACAGACAAAGUGAAGAAACACUUUCAGAAAGUUAUGAGACAAGAGGAAGCGAGUGAAAUAUGGUUUGAAUAUGAAGGUACACCACUGAAAUGGCAUUACCCAAUAGGUCUGCUGUUUGAUCUCCAUGCAUCAAAUACAGCCCUUCCUUGGAGCAUCACAGUGCAUUUCAAGAAUUUUCCAGAGAAGGAUCUUCUCCACUGCCAUUCUAAGGAUGUAAUUGAAGCUCAUUUUAUGGCUUGUAUAAAAGAAGCAGAUGCUUUAAAGCACAAAAGUCAAGUCAUCAAUGAGAUGCAAAAAAAGGAUCAUAAGCAACUGUGGAUGGGAUUACAGAAUGAUAAAUUUGAGCAGUUUUGGGCAAUAAAUCGAAAACUCAUGGAGUAUCCUGCAGAAGAGAGUGGAUUUCGAUACAUCCCAUUUAGAAUUUAUCAGGCCACAACAGAGAGACCUUUUAUACAGAAGCUGUUUAGACCAAUUGCUUCAGGAGGAGAGUUGCAUACUUUGGGAGAUCUGCUAAAAGAUGUCUGUCCUGGUGCUAUCACCCCUGAAGAUGGAGAGCAGAAGACUCAAGUGAUGAUUCAUGGAAUUGAGCCAAUGCUGGAAACACCCUUACAGUGGCUAAGUGAACAUAUGAGCUAUCCAGAUAAUUUUCUCCACAUUAGUAUCAUUCCCCGACCUACUGAUUGAAACUCGGCGGCGCUGGCGCGAGGAUCAUUCUCCAGCCACACCAACUCCUUGCUUCUCUCAGUCUUGACAGAGGCAGCCUGGCCAGAAGAAAAAGACACACAAGGAAGAACCAAACCCCAAACCCAACAAAACAACCCUGAAACAAACCCAGAAGUCCUCACUGCUGCAAAAGCCAAACAGGAAGAGAGAUCCUAUCCCCAGAUAAGGGCAAUGGGGGCUGAUCUUACUUUGCAUCGUCGCCGCUGUUCUUCACCGCUCUCGUUACAUCAGUUGCGAUAUGAAAGAAUUUACAGGACCUCCGCUGCAAGCCUGCUGCUUUCUUGUAAAAUAGAGCCAAGCUGAAACUGUCAGAUGGAAAUGUGCCACUUGAUUGUAUUUCUGGUUAACAAAUAAACAGGGCUGUUUCCUAAAGCAGCAGUGUUUCGA
This is a messenger RNA of Indicator indicator, 1254 nucleotides long. It is a transcript of the gene ATG5, whose product is annotated as autophagy related 5. Gene Ontology annotation, cellular component: phagophore assembly site membrane; Atg12-Atg5-Atg16 complex; cytoplasm. Bases 1 to 828 code for a protein of 275 amino acids. Gene Ontology annotation, biological process: autophagy of mitochondrion; cellular response to nitrogen starvation; autophagosome assembly. The record is from RefSeq and is a predicted model, not a curated record. The transcript has 7 exons. NCBI's taxonomy places the organism in Eukaryota, Metazoa, Chordata, Aves, Piciformes, Indicatoridae.